ACUUUCAUCAAUGUGAGCCAUGGCAGACCCUGCAGACAACACCAAUGCCGAUACAGGCGGCGUCAACUUCUUUGUUUUUAUACCCACCGAAAUCAUAACUUUGGUGUUAACUCAGCCCGAUCUCUCCUUUAGAGAUGUUGUUAACUUUGGGGCAACUUGUAAGAGUUGUCAUUCAAUCACCAGCGACAAUGAGCUGUGGAAAGUUAAGCUUCUUACUCGGUGGCCAUGUCUGCGACAUUUCAGUGAAACCACAAAGCCUACCUCCGCCUGGCUAGACCACUGCAGGCAGCUCCACAAUCUACCAGAGACUGCAAGGGACCUCGUGGCUUGCCUCUCGGCAAAAUGCUUCCACAAGGAGGAGGUGACGUACUCUCACUUCAAGCCAUUGAAGGAGCUGUACCUCCGCAACGAGCUGUGCCGGGCGCUGACCGAUGAGGUCCUGAUGGCCAUUGUGAAUGAUGAAAAACACCACAAGGACUUGACCCUGAGGUACUACGCUCAGAAGGCUCUGCGCUACGUCCGCCACAUGCAGCUCAGACAAGAGUGGCAAGCCUACUUUGGGCUCCCCAUUGAGCAACAGAAGCUCCUGGAAGGUGCCAUUUUAUUUGAGAGGUGGUACAAUCCCUUCAGUCCAUCUCCUGAGGAGAGCGUCAGAAAGGAAGUGAAAGAGAUUGCGGAAAGAGCCAGGAGGAAGCUGAAAACGGAUCACCCGUGUUGCCAUGGCAACGUUGAAGGAGUGGUUGAGAUGACACCCAAUCAGUGCCAAGACGUCCUGGAUGCAGUCAAUGAGGUCUUGAUUAAGGAGAUGAACUUCCAAGGCAACAGUGAAGAUUACUACAACGAGAGCAACUCCUUCAUGUCUCUGGUCCUGACAAGAAAGCUAGGCAUACCCAUCACGCUGUGCAUCCUGUAUGAAGCGGUGGUCAGGAGACUCGGCCUAGUGCUUCGGCCUGUCAACUUCCCCGGUCACUUCCUGCUCCGCUGGAAUUAUUCCUCAGAUGGUUUCAAAGAGUUGGACACCAACCUGUUCGUCGACGUCUUCAAGAAAGGUCAUGUGAUGACCUCGGCGGAAAUCCUGAUGGGGAAUGCCCGCCUGGACCUUUUAGGUUUCCGGCCGGAGUACUUAAAUGCCUGCCCUCCUAGGGAUGUGUUCCGAAGAAUGACGGCAAACAUCAUGCACCUGCGGCAUGGCAUUUCACACGGCAGAACCAGUGAUUUUGACGGAUUAGAACUACAAGCUGUUUUGAGUCCAGAAGACUUUGACACAGUCAUGGGCUGUGUCAAGUGCUAUGUGGAACGCCAUAUUAAUUACACUGAGUCCCUAGCAAUGUUACCAGCAGUGAGGCCACAGAAUGACAUGGAGAUCAUGGGCGUGGCCAUCUUCAGGGAAAUGAUAGAUGAGGCCAUUCAGAAGGAUGGAGAAGAAGAUGCUGAGCCAACAAUGCCAGCACCGAAGCGACGAGAGGACAAUGAAGAAGUUGCUUAUGCAGUCGGCAUGGUGAUGAAGCACAGAAGAUAUAACUAUUCCUGUGUGAUCUACGGCUGGGAUCCAGUCUGCAAGCUGUCCAGACAGUGGCAGCAUCAGAUGGGCGUGCAUCGACUGCCCAACCAGGAGAAGCAACCCUUCUAUAAUGUGAUGGUGGAGGACUCCUCCAGUCGCUAUGCUGCUCAGGAAAAUCUGGACUUCAUCGAUGCCCCUAUCACCAUAUCGCAUCCUGAGGUGGGCCGAUACUUCCAAGAGUUCACACAGAAAUGUUACCUGCCGAAUGCAGAAUUGGCCUGUCAGUACCCGGACGACGUGGCAGUGACGACGCAGAAAGCUGCAGAACUCUACCCGGAGUAACUGUGCCGUGCUCCAUCAAACUGAGGAUUUACCCUUACUCUGCUUAGCGCAACUCUCAGUGCAUCAGGUGUAAAAGUCUGUUGGACCUUGCUUCAUUGAGUCAUCGACACCUGUGCAUAAAUGGCCAAUUCUGAGACAACGGGAGCAGGGAUAAUAAUAAUAAUAAUAAUGGGUAUUUAAAAAAGUGCACCUAUCCACCAGUAUUGGUAUUCAAAGCGCUACAUCAUUAU
Messenger RNA from Patiria miniata (bat star), 2073 nucleotides. RefSeq names its product F-box only protein 21-like. Gene Ontology annotation, molecular function: protein binding; DNA binding. The transcript has 12 exons. Bases 20 to 1843 code for a protein of 607 amino acids. The record is from RefSeq and is a predicted model, not a curated record. NCBI's taxonomy places the organism in Eukaryota, Metazoa, Echinodermata, Asteroidea, Valvatida, Asterinidae.